Messenger RNA from Colletotrichum higginsianum IMI 349063, 966 nucleotides. Its product is annotated as Dopa 4,5-dioxygenase. The record is from RefSeq and is a predicted model, not a curated record. Gene Ontology annotation, biological process: mycotoxin biosynthetic process. The transcript is spliced from 2 exons. Lineage: Eukaryota; Fungi; Ascomycota; Sordariomycetes; Glomerellales; Glomerellaceae. Bases 1 to 966 code for a protein of 321 amino acids.
AUGUUCAAGUUUAUCAAAUCCAAAACCUCGAGCCAAAAGUACCACUCGCUUCCAAUGGCUGAAUCAGAUAGAAAUGACCAUGGCGAUCGGUCCAGCAACGACUCCGACCUACCCUUGAUGGAAAAGGAACUUUCUUGUCACAAGAAUGAAGCUCGAACUCGAGGUUUCCUUGGCAACUUGAAGUUAGCAAUGAAAAGUCCAGUGUUCAUUGUGAGCUUUUUGCUCUUCCAAAUUGGAGUCGGAAGCCUUUUUCUUGCUUGGCGUCAUUCUCAUCGCUUCAACGCCCGCUUGAAGGAUGUUUCAAUGCACUCACCUUUGUUGGAUCAAAUUCAAAUCCCGUUGGUCCCUCGCAAAAGUUAUGCUCAGUAUGGCAUGGGAGGGCUCGAGAUUUGGCGCGCUGAGCCUAGCGAGGAGGUCGACAAGGCAUGGGAGCGCGUUACAGCUGAAUAUCUCUUUCCCGUCAAAGAGUCAGACAUCAGAGCCAUGAGAAAAGACCCCUCUGUAGUUGUUCCGAUGCCUGACAAUUACAAGAUCGAUGGGGAGACCACGUACAUGGCCAAGUCCGCAGUCUACCACAACAUUCACUGUUUGGACUACAUUCGGAAGGCAGUUUACCGCGACCAUUACUACCCCAACGGUACUGAUGACAAUCCAUUCCAUGCUUAUCAUACAGCGCACUGUAUCAUGAUCCUUUUUGAGCACUUGACGUGCUCGGGGGAUCCUGGUGUAUACCUCUAUCGCUGGAUGGAAGAAUUCAAUCGACCCAUCGCCGACACAAACAUCUGGCGUCAAUGCUGGGACUUCGAGACCGUGAUGGAAGAGCACAAUGAAAGAGCAGUUAAAGACAUGACUGAAACGGAUGUUCGAAAACCUCAUGGCGUGAAGUCUGUGCCAGCUCCUGAUGGUGUCAUGAACAUCAUUAGGAACUACCAGAGAACACACCCUGACUACAAUCCUGGACAGUAA